AUGUGUGAAUCGGGGCUUCCGGCCGCCUCCUCUCGGUACCUUGGGAAAGGGGCCGGGGCGGGGGGGGGGAGCGAGGUAAGGGAAGCGGUGGCUCGCGGAGCCGUGGGAAUUUUGAGGCAAUUGGAACGGAAGCGUCUUGCCGAGCGCGCGUACCGGCUGCGGCGCGAGGGUAACGCCCUCCCCGCCCGCCGCUCCACAGGUUCCUAUUCAAAUGAGGCCCUGAGGCGACGCCCCCACCGGGACGGGGGGCUGCCUAGGCCCUGGCGGCCCCUUUUCGUUUCUCCAAAGAGCCGGAGGGCCUUCAAGGCCCCGAUCGGUCGGUGCGAGGUGGAGGGGGCCGGCCACCGGCCGCCCGGCCUUCAGGGCUGCUGGAGCGCUAUUCCCAUCUCCGUUGUGAGUCAGUCGGGGGUCAAGGAGCUCCAGAUCCUGGGGACCCUGGCCAUCGCCCCCACUAUCAAAGUAAUCCCCGCCCAGGCCCCCCAGAAGCCUGGGGCCUCCCAGCCUCAGCGGAAAUGCCCGUCAAAGGCCGUUAAAGCCCCUAGGAGGCAAGUCACCCUCCUGCCCCGCCCGCCUCAGGAUAACCUGUUCAAACCAAUUACGGACCAGCUCCACUACUUGCUCAAGAAGGCCGAUGAUUUCCAGGGCUACUUGCUUAUGAGGGACAAGAUGCAGAAGAAGCAGGUGGCCAUGGCUGUGCCCACCCUCCUGCAGAUGUGUCAGCCCUUCUUUCAGUUUGUGGAGUCAUCUGCCCGAGGGUCAUGCCAGUCCAGUGGAAAUCUGCUAGGAAACCUGCCUGGAAAUCUGCUCGGAAAUCUGCCCAAAAAUCUGACCUCCACGGUUCGCAAACAGCUGCUGGAUGUCUCUCAACAGCUGGCACUGCGGCUGGAGCAGCUGAUCAUCCUGUAUGCCACUAGUAACUUGGUCACUUUGGAGGAUACCAAUCCACUUAGUAUCUCCUGUUUCUUCUGUGGGAAGUUCUCACUCAGUGCCUCUCAUCAAAUCUCCAUCUUCCGCUACUGCACCCCGAACCCUUAUACAUCCCGCUGCCUCCCCCGCCACCUCUACAAGAAGAUGCGCUGGAAUGUAGAGAUCACUCCACAGCCUGGGAGCAAGAAUCCUGUAAUCCAGGAGGAGUAUUACUUCCUCUGCUACCGAGAUUCAAGCUCCAAAAAGGGCAAGAAGACUUCCAGCAAACGCACAAGGAACCGAAAAGUCUGGUCCUUGGGGCGAUGGGUGCCUCUAGUGCCUGACAAGAAUGAAAUUUCAGACAUUUAUGCCUGGGUCCUGUGCAUUCAGCCUUCUGGUGACUACCAGCAGCUGUUGACCAUUGGUUUUGAGGAGCCGUCUCAUACAAUGGCCACUAAUCUCCUGGUGCAAGUCCUAACUGGCCAGUAUAUGGCAGUAAACUUCACCCCCAUCACCUUAGGUAGAAAGCGCCCCCUGCGGCAACUGCUCCCUGUUUCGUUGUCUUAAUUUCUCCUAGGUACAAUAAAACCAGAAGUGUUCUGUAUGCAUCUUC
Molecule: messenger RNA, 1519 nt
Organism: Tachyglossus aculeatus (Australian echidna)
Lineage: Eukaryota; Metazoa; Chordata; Mammalia; Monotremata; Tachyglossidae
Gene: CX1H19orf67
Product: chromosome X1 C19orf67 homolog
Exons: 6
Coding region: 1-1473 (490 amino acids)
Source: RefSeq, a predicted model, not a curated record